AUGCCACACCUAGUCCACCACAGAAGACGCCACUCCUGGCCCUACUGCGGAGGGACGAACUCGCGUGAGCGACGAACCCUGCCCGUUCUCACGGCCCCUUUUGAGCCCUCGAACUCCUUCGAACGACCCUUCCCUACCCCCUUGGUCCCGGGAGAGCUUCCCGAAGACGACGCUGCGUGGGCGGGGAUCGCCCGUGCCAAAACUUCCCGGUCCCGUCGUUUCUGGCUCUCCUCUAGACACGCGGUCUCCGAACAGCAGUACUCAACUACUGCCGCGGGAUCUGGUAGCGGCGGCUCGCUGCGACGCAUGAUCCGCCCCCCGCUGGACAAGGCUCGUUCGCUCUUCGUGCUGCCGACGACCACCACGGCCGGCGACAAUGUUUUUGUAUCUUUUUGGGUUCCGCAGCGGCCUGAGCUUGGCGCUCCGGCUGGUCGGCUUCCUGACCGGGGUCGGACGCUGGGGGAUGGUCUGGGCCAUCUGUCGCCUGGUCGGAACCAUCGUCGGUGUCAUUCAGAACAGCCGCGCGCGUGGCGACGACCCAGUGCGACCUUGUGGACCUUGAAGGAGGAAUGA
This is a messenger RNA of Aspergillus affinis, 573 nucleotides long. RefSeq lists its product as uncharacterized. Bases 1 to 573 code for a protein of 190 amino acids. The transcript has a single exon. NCBI's taxonomy places the organism in Eukaryota, Fungi, Ascomycota, Eurotiomycetes, Eurotiales, Aspergillaceae. The record is from RefSeq and is a predicted model, not a curated record.